GGCGUCAGCGACUCGUGAUGGAAGCCGGUGGAGAGCGCGAGGAGGAGCUGAUCUCACUCGGUCAACGACACGUCCACGGAGUCCACGUGUAGCCCGUCACUGACGCAAACACACGGGGCUGUACUGCUCUCUCAUCAGCCGGGUGGGGUUCAUCAUGGAGCGACCGCUGACCGCCGCUGCGAGAGGUGUGACAAAGCGAUCCAGUGGAGCAGUUAAUAUGAUCACAGCACGGCUUGUGUUCUUGCUCAUCCUCCCUUCGCUGAGUCUGUGUUCUCCACAACUUCAGCAAACACUCAGUGAUGACAUCGUUGUACCAGACCUUGCAAAUCCUUUUGGCUCCAGCGAAGACAACCGCAGGCUCUUACAAAGCUACAUCAAGAGCAGCCUGAAGGAAGGACAGACCAGUCCAGAGCUGAACACUAGGGAACAAGAGGUAUUUUUCCUUUUCUCUCUGUAUGACUAUGACAGAAGUGGGCAGAUGGAUGGCCUUGAACUGAUGCAACUACUGACAGAUUUUCUGACUUAUCAUGAAAUGUUGCCAGAGUCUGCAGAUACUGUUGUAUCUUUGGUGGAUUAUCUGCUACAAACUCAAGAUCUGAACCAGGAUGGACUACUGGCUCCUUUAGAGCUGUUAUCAUCCACGAUAGACCAUAAGCAAGAAAACAAAUUUGUGCCCACUGAUCCUCCUGCUGAGGAAGCCUUAAAUCAUGAGCAAACACAUACAAAAUCAGAGGACGGAGUUUCUGAAACUCACCAACAAGAUGCAGAAGACAACCAAGAGUCUGAACAUGAAAAUGGCACACAAGAUUCAGCCAAAGAAGAAAACAUGGAGGCUGAGAAUCACAACCAGAUAGCAUGAAGAACAUCAGGACUAACUGCAGCCUC
Messenger RNA from Carassius carassius (crucian carp), 885 nucleotides. It is a transcript of the gene cgref1, whose product is annotated as cell growth regulator with EF-hand domain 1. Bases 155 to 859 code for a protein of 234 amino acids. Gene Ontology annotation, molecular function: calcium ion binding. The transcript is spliced from 6 exons. Lineage: Eukaryota; Metazoa; Chordata; Actinopteri; Cypriniformes; Cyprinidae. The record is from RefSeq and is a predicted model, not a curated record.